AUGGCGAUGGAUCUCACUACCAGCGAAGCCGAGGAGGUGCUGAGUUUGAACCGAUCGGAUGCCAACAUUCAUGAGCAUGCAAGGAGCGCUCAAAGCUCGGAGGAAUUCAUCUCCUCCGGGCAGGGCUCAAUCCACCUCGUUAGAGUGCAGCCUCCGAUGGCACGCACCAACACUCACCCUGCAGGCGUAACGAUCCUCCCAACUCUCCAUCCACCCCCGAUCGAAGGUGUGACUCCUCCCGUCGCCAACGUCAAUUGGCAGUGCAGCUCCCAUAAUAAUCAAACAUUCCUCAACUCCAAAAGCUCGAAGAUCUCCGCUGACGAAGCCGUAUCCCUGGAAGGAUUGAUACGAAGCUGUCUGGCAUUUCAACCGGACGACCGAAUCUUGAUCUUGGAGAUCCGUGGAUUCAAUAUCAAAGACGAAACAAUUUGUCAUUGA
Messenger RNA from Botrytis fragariae, 438 nucleotides. RefSeq lists its product as uncharacterized. NCBI's taxonomy places the organism in Eukaryota, Fungi, Ascomycota, Leotiomycetes, Helotiales, Sclerotiniaceae. The record is from RefSeq and is a predicted model, not a curated record. The coding region runs from base 1 to 438 and encodes 145 amino acids. The transcript is spliced from 3 exons.